Messenger RNA from Episyrphus balteatus (marmalade hoverfly), 1692 nucleotides. RefSeq lists its product as uncharacterized. NCBI's taxonomy places the organism in Eukaryota, Metazoa, Arthropoda, Insecta, Diptera, Syrphidae. The record is from RefSeq and is a predicted model, not a curated record. The transcript is spliced from 6 exons. The coding region runs from base 203 to 1627 and encodes 474 amino acids.
UAGAGAUAAAAUUUUCAAAACUAUUUCUAAGAAGAAAAAUUUUGUUGUUGUUGUUGUUGGUGCAAUAAUAGUUUUUAAGUUUUUCGUUGUUGAAAGUUAUCCUUGGGAAACGGACGGUUCUAUUUCUUUCAAGGAUAAAAUAUCGAAGUGCUAAGAAUUAAAUUCUUCGAAAACCCAAAAAAUAAAGAAAGAUAGAAGAAAUAUGGGGACAUUUUGCUAUGAUCAUUACGAGCAUCCACUUUUGUGGUGCGAGGAGAAGAAAAGAUUAAUGGAACGAAAAAAUGCCGAAGAAAGUAUGCGUAUGUGGCGACGCAAAAAGGCCGAAGAAAUGGCAAGAACCGAAAAGGACAAACAGGAGUACUAUGAUAUGUUUGUCAAACAUUGUCCUUGGGGUCGACCCGGUGGUGGAGCACCCAACGUUGAUGUACGCAGAAGGGACAUUUCCUCAAUCGGAUUGCAUUCAACUCCAUCUAUUAGCGCAAUGCACCUCAACCGAAGCUCUUCUGUAUUGCUGCCCUGCCGUCGCUAUAGCAAUUACUUUUCGCCAGGAAAACGAAGAAAAUGUCACGGUAUGACCGUGACCGAAAUUCCUGACAUCUCCAUCGCCAAUUGUGAGGCGGCAAAAAAAUACGCAAUUAUUGAGCAUACACCCUUGUCGUUGUCGGUGGCGGGGGCAGAUGAAAAGGUUCAUAGAACGCCAGAUGGCUUGCAAAUAACAUUGAAGGAUCAUCCAGCGAUGACAUUUCGAAAUAAAGGUCAUGUGGACAUUGAAGUGUGUUAUAAAUCUCUUCCCAAGGGAAAGCAAACCUUAGACAAGAUAGUUGUUAGCAAAAAGGAUGAAGAGUGUCCUUUGUCGUCGUCGUUGGUCGGAAGAACAAGUAAAAAACUUCGAAACAAACCGAAUGCUGCACAAAACUGGACAAAACCUGCACCAGGUGGCGGCAAGUCUUGUCGAAGUCCAAAGGCAUUGGGGAGUACUUUUAUGAGGUCCUUGGGCUGGACCAAUAAAGAAAUGCUCAAGGAACUGGAUCAGGAUAAUCCAGUGACACCAGCUGAAAAACUUACUUUCAAAAAGCGACCAUCGAAGAAAACUGACAAAUGUUGUACUCUUUGUACUUGUAAGUGUCCCGGAAAAGGAGGUAGCCCAAUAAAGUUGUCUCCAUCCGAACAAAGUCCGAACAAAGACGAUAUAAAAACUCGUAUAAAUCGAAAAGGAAAUAAAAACGAUUCGAAAGUAACGAUAUGCCCUCGUUUUUCCCGCCAUUGUACAGUGGCUGCAGGUCCUCAUGAUGGGGGUGGUGUGGAACUUGUUCCACUUCUGGCACGUCGACGAGCUGAAAUCCGUCCAAUUAGCCUAUCUAGUACGGAUGUUACGAAACGGACAUCAUCCGAUAAUAGAUGGACGGACAGUACUGAUCUACAAUAUUUGAGUGAUUUGAAUAAACAAAUGUCACAAAAACGUCGCACCGUUUCAAUGUCUCAACAGCUCGAAAAAGAUUUGUGCAGCAAACAUUUUGAAACAUUUGAUACAUUUUGGGGAAGGCCAGGACAUGGUGCUCCAACUAAUAUAAGGGCUAAGUUAAAAUUGGACGAUUUGCUUUAUGGUGUGCAAAGUUGUACUGAGUAAAGCAAAUUCGGUGCAAUUCUAGGAGAAUCAUCAAAACGAUAUAAUAUUGCAACUACAGUGGUACA